AUGCCACGUACUUUGAAGAAGUCUUUGAGUCAGAGGAGGAAGGAAGACAGGGAGAAAAAGGAAAGAAGAAGACUUCAGUUGUCAGAAGCAGGCUCUCCUGUGAAAAGGAAGCCGUCUCCGAGUCAUAAAAAGGAAGCAAGUGAAAGAGUGGAUUUUUCAAAUGAGUCAAACAAUGAACAUAAUCUAACCCUCAUUGGCAACUACUUUAAAGAUCAAAAUGUUAGGAACACACAAAGAAAAAUAAAUAGCCAAAGCAUAACAAACAGAAAAGAAUAUAUGAAAGUUUACAAACAGAAACAAAGGCAAUGUGAUCAGCAAAGAAAAAAGGACAGAGAGUACACACAUCAAUCAAUGAAACGUGCAAGGCAGUCUGAAGAGUUCAGAAAAAAGGACAAAGAGUACACGCUUCAAUCAAUGAAACGUGCAAGGCAGUCUGAAGAGUUCAGAAAAAAGGACAACGAGUACACGCUUCAAUCAAUGAAACGUGCAAGGCAAUCUGAAGAGUUCAGAAAAAAAGGACAAAGAGUACACACUUCAAUCAAUGAAACGUGCAAGGCAAUCUGA
Molecule: messenger RNA, 564 nt
Organism: Mercenaria mercenaria
Lineage: Eukaryota; Metazoa; Mollusca; Bivalvia; Venerida; Veneridae
Product: splicing regulatory glutamine/lysine-rich protein 1-like
Exons: 2
Coding region: 1-564 (187 amino acids)
Source: RefSeq, a predicted model, not a curated record